This is a messenger RNA of Notothenia coriiceps (black rockcod), 2249 nucleotides long. Its product is annotated as high-affinity choline transporter 1-like. The record is from RefSeq and is a predicted model, not a curated record. Gene Ontology annotation, cellular component: axon; perikaryon; dendrite. The transcript is spliced from 8 exons. Bases 1 to 1776 code for a protein of 591 amino acids. Gene Ontology annotation, biological process: neuromuscular synaptic transmission; transmembrane transport; synaptic transmission, cholinergic. Gene Ontology annotation, molecular function: choline:sodium symporter activity. NCBI's taxonomy places the organism in Eukaryota, Metazoa, Chordata, Actinopteri, Perciformes, Nototheniidae.
AUGGCCUUCCACGCCGAGGGUCUCGUGGCCAUCGUGAUCUUCUAUCUAAUGAUUCUGUUCGUGGGGAUCUGGGCCGCGUGGAAGAACAAGAGCUCCGGUGGAGCCGAGGGUGGAGACCGCAGCGAGAGGAUCAUGGUCGGGGGAAGGGACAUCGGAUUGUUCGUAGGUGGAUUCACAAUGACUGCCACUUGGGUGGGUGGGGGCUACAUCAAUGGGACAGCAGAGUAUGUCUACCUGCCAGGCUUCGGACUGGCAUGGGCACAGGCACCCUUUGGUUACGCUCUCAGCCUCGUAGUAGGUGGCCUUUUCUUUGCCAAGCCCAUGCGUUCCCGUGGUUACGUCACAAUGCUGGAUCCCUUCCAGCAGAUAUAUGGGAAAAGGAUGGGCGGCUUGCUCUUCAUCCCGGCACUCAUGGGGGAAAUCUUCUGGUCUGCGGCCAUUUUAUCUGCCUUGGGUGCUACUCUGAGCGUGAUCGUGGACAUAGACAUCAACAUGGCGGUGGUGAUCUCAGCCCUCAUUGCUAUCUUCUACACGCUUGUUGGAGGACUCUACUCUGUUGCAUACACAGAUGUGGUCCAGCUCUUCUGUAUCUUCAUAGGCUUGUGGAUCAGCGUGCCUUUUGCCCUGUCCCAUCCUGCCGUGUCCGACAUCACUGUCACAGCCAAGGAAGUAAUCUACCAAUCACCCUGGCUGGGGAACAUUGACCCUAAAGACAAAUGGCUCUGGGCGGACAACUUCUGUUUGCUGAUGUUGGGGGGGAUUCCCUGGCAGGUCUAUUUUCAACGGGUUCUUUCUGCCUCUUCAGCUACCUACGCUCAGGUCCUUUCCUUCAUUGCCGCCUUCGGCUGCUUGGUCAUGGCCGUCCCCUCUGUCCUCAUAGGAGCUAUAGGGGCCUCCACUGACUGGAACCAGACUUCUUAUGGAGCCCUCCCUCCGAAGGAUAUGGAUCAAUCGGACAUGAUCCUUCCCAUAGUGCUUCAGCAUCUCUGCCCGUCCUACAUUUCCUUCUUUGGUCUGGGAGCAGUGUCGGCUGCGGUCAUGUCGUCAGCAGACUCUUCCAUUCUCUCCGCCAGCUCCAUGUUCGCCAGGAACAUCUAUCAGCUCGCUUUUCGGCAAUCGGCCUCAGAUAAUGAGAUUGUUUGGGUGAUGCGCUGCACCAUCUUUGUAUUCGGUGCUCUUGCCACUGCUAUGGCCUUGCUAACAGGAUCAGUGUACGGCCUGUGGUACCUGAGCUCCGACUUGGUCUACAUCAUCAUCUUUCCCCAACUUCUCAGUGUGUUAUUUGUCAAAGGCACCAAUACCUAUGGCUCUGUGGCUGGCUAUGUCUUUGGUCUUCUGCUGCGUAUUGGUGGAGGGGAGCCCUACCUCAAACUGCCUCCGUUCAUCUACUAUCCCGGUUGGGUGACCCAGGAGAAGAUCCACCACGUCACUGGGGACGUAGAGUACUUCGUCCAGCAGAGGUUUCCCUUCAAGACAAUGUCCAUGCUGGCCUCCUUCCUGGCAAAUGUUGCCUUUUCUUACAUGACGAAGUACCUAUUCGAAAGUGGUAUGUGGUCACAUAAGUAUGACUUCCUGGAUGCCGUUGUGUCCAAGCAUAGCGACGAGAUCAUGGACAAAGACACGCUGGUGAGCAACCAUGAUAACAUAAUUCUCUCAGAGAUAACGCCCGUCAGGCAGUCCCUGGGUGCGUCACUGGCUGGGACAUUCAUCAACUCUGAGAUCCUCAGUGAUGAUGGGGCGUCCAGUCCAGAGGAAUUGGUAAUAAAAAACGACUAGGCAACAAAGGCACAAAGGAAACUAAAACCAAGGAAUUUUAAGAAGAGGGAAUAAUGUACGACGCAUCAACAUUCUUCAGGAAACUACUGCCGCACUGGAAGCCGAAUCAACAGAAAUCUGCUGUGGCUUCCGAGUGACUCCAAAAGUUUGUUUUAUGCUGAUUAAACGGUGCCUCCUUCUUUUUUAAGAUACCUUGCCUAAACCCAGAAAGUUGACUGUCAAUCAGCCGUGUCAAGCAUACCAUACUUGUUCUUUUUUUAACUCAUAACUCUGUGAAUUUACAAUCAUGAAAACCUUUUUAAUUUAAGCGCUAAGACAGUGAUCUGAGUAACUAGGGUUAAACAAAGAGUGACCGCAGUGGACGUCUACAAGAACUAGCUGUGGGCAACGAGAAUAGUGCAAUAUAGCUAACCGAGGAAUUAUGUCUACAAAGCAGUGUAUGUGCGUGUGUGUGUGUGCGCGUGUGCGUGCGC